GUUGCAUAUAGAAAGUUCUUUUGAAAUACAACGAAAAUAUGCGAUAUCAAAUAUUUUUUGUAGGUUUAAUAUUUAUAAUCUUCAUCCCAUAUCAAUCUGAAGGCAAUAAUAAAUGUUUCACGGCAAAAACUUGUUUACAUAAUGCAAAAGAAAUUUGUGGUGAAGAUCAUAAUCAGGGUACGCGUCGAUUUUUUGAUACAUGUGAUAUGAAGGAAUACAAUUGCUUACAGGGAACAAGUUAUGUUAAAGUAUCAUUCGGACACUGUCGAAAUUUGCCUCCAAUUGAAGAAAAGUCAACAGAAAAAAUAUUGCAAAAGAAUGAAGAAAUGCCUAACGACGAGCAAGAUGCAGAAAAAUCAUUACAAAUAGACGCAGAAAACUCCAAACAGGAGCAAGAUGCAGAAAACUCAUUAGAAAUACACGAAGAAAACUCCAGACAGGAGCAAGAUGCAGAAAACUCAUUAGAAAUACACGAAGAAAACUCCAGACAGGAGCAAGAUGAAGAGAAAACAACAGAAAAAUAUGAAGACAACUCUAAGCAGGAGAAAGAAGCAGAAGAAUCAUUACAAAUACAUGAAGCAAAUUCCAAACAGGAGCAAGAUGCAGAAAAAUCAUUAGAGAUACGCGAAGAAAACUCCAAUCAGGAGCAAGAUACAGAAAAAUCAUUACAUAUACAAGAGGAAAGUUCUAAACAGGAACAAGAUGCAGAACCGGCUAUAGGUGAAGCUCAAGAUGCAGCAAAACUUAAUGCCGAAGACGUAAAAAAGGAUAAUAAAACAAAAUAA
Messenger RNA from Vanessa atalanta (red admiral), 785 nucleotides. Its product is annotated as involucrin-like. The transcript is spliced from 4 exons. Gene Ontology annotation, molecular function: protein binding. The record is from RefSeq and is a predicted model, not a curated record. NCBI's taxonomy places the organism in Eukaryota, Metazoa, Arthropoda, Insecta, Lepidoptera, Nymphalidae. The coding region runs from base 39 to 785 and encodes 248 amino acids.